Molecule: messenger RNA, 3987 nt
Organism: Ooceraea biroi (clonal raider ant)
Lineage: Eukaryota; Metazoa; Arthropoda; Insecta; Hymenoptera; Formicidae
Product: probable ATP-dependent RNA helicase CG8611
Molecular function (GO): ATP binding; RNA helicase activity; nucleic acid binding
Source: RefSeq, a predicted model, not a curated record
GACUUUGAUGUGUGGAACGCGCGCAUGCGCACAAGUUUCGUGUGGCUGAGCACGUGUAUUCAGAGUGCAUACAUCAUAUUUCGUUUUGUUGCAUGUAAUUGUAUAGUGAUUGUUUAGUGAGCAAAUAUCUUACACAAUAACGAUUCAAUGACGAUUCAAGAUAUGGAUAUUUGUUUAAAUGUUACUGCAGAUCCUGUUCCAGGGAAAAAGAAGAAACAGUGGAAGGUUGCGCAUUUUGAUACCUCAAUUAAAAGGCUGAAAAAUCAAUCCUUACAAAAGAAAGGUGUAGUAAUAAACAAGGAAGAAUCAAAGAGAAAUGCAAGCACGCAAGAGACAGGAAGUAAAAAGAGAGUCAAACAGAAAUCAUUAUCAGCUAUUUUUGCAAAGAAAUUGAGAGGAACAAACGCUGUUACUCAGAAUGUACAGCAAUCCAUGCGACCGCAAGUGUCACAAGCUAAGGAUGUAACAACGAAGGUCGCAGAGCCAAAAAAAAUUGAACAACCUGAUGUGACAAGUAAGAAAGAUUCAAACUCUGAUAAAGUUUCGUCUACUGUUAGUUUUGCUACCUCAAAUGAAUCGAUUGUCUCCUUUACGAAGGCAACGAAAGAGCAACUUGGUAAAACACUGUUGGCGAAAAAGAGAGAUGCUUCAGGAAGUAAGCAAAAGAAAUCUCUUUCUGAUAUAUUCUCAAAUCAGAUCAAAUCAGAUCAACUGAAGAGUCAGACUGAGUCAAAUAUCCCAAAUGUGACACAGAAACAUGACAUUGAUAGAGAUAGUGAGUCGAAUAAGGUAUUCAAUGUGUCUCCUGAAAAGGAAUCAUUUCCCUCAAACAAGACAAAAAGAAUAGAUUUGAAUAAGAAAAGGAAGCAAACACAUAAAGAAAAUACUGCAAACAUUGACAAGGAAUCAAAUGAAACUUCAAAAUCAGCGCACAAAGCUGGUGGAAAAAGUUCCUCAUUAUUUAGUAAUAAUCCUGAUGUACCAAUCAUCGGUCAAAGAUUCGUUAAACCUGUAAAUGAACCAGUUUUUACGGAGAUCACCUUUGCAGAUCUCAAUAUUCAUCCAUUUAUGAUAUCAAAUUUAGAGCAGAAUAUGCACAUCUCAAAGAUGACAACGGUUCAACAAAAAGCGAUCCCGCAAAUAUUCUCCAAUAAAGACAUUUUAAUCAGAUCGCAGACGGGAUCUGGCAAAACAUUGGCAUAUGCUUUACCUAUUGUUGAACUGUUACACAAAAUUAGACCAAAAUUGAAUAGAAACAGUGGCUUAUCAGCUCUCGUGAUUGUACCAACGAGAGAACUAGCCUUACAGACAUACGAGUGUUUUAUAAAAUUGGUAAAACCUUUUACGUGGAUCGUACCGGGUUAUUUAGUUGGUGGAGAAAAGAGAAAAGCAGAAAAAGCUCGAUUAAGAAAGGGAUGUAAUAUAUUGAUAGCUACCCCUGGUAGAUUAUUAGAUCACAUAAAGCGCACGAAAGCAUUGAAAUUGAAUAACGUUAAAUAUCUUAUACUAGACGAAGCCGAUAGGAUGCUCGACAUGGGAUACGAAAAAGACAUUUCCGAGAUAGUAAGCGUUCUGAAAAUGUCAAGUCACGACGAAUCUGAAUACAAUCCUAUGAAAAUGCUCAAGCAGAAUACUAAGAAAAUAUUUUCCGAGGACGAAAUUAAAGCUAUUGCAAAGGAUGAUGUGACAUAUUAUGAUGAAAUAGCAGAAAGUAAUAGUAAUAAAAAGAAACGGGUAUAUCAUUCAAGUGAUGAUGAUGAUAGCGACAAUCAAAUCGCUGACACCGUUCCAGCGAUAAAAACGCAAAAAGAUACGAAACAUUCGGGCGUGAAUCAAGAAUCUGAUUCAAAAGCGGAAAACACUGAGCAGCAUUGCGAAAUCGAAUCAGACCAAUCGAAACGACAGACAAUUUUAUUAUCCGCGACGUUGACGCAAGCCGUGGAAAAAUUGGCUGGUCUCACGAUGCACAAUCCAGUGUUCGUUGAUGCAGCUAAGGAAAAUUUACAAAUGACUGGAGGAGAUGCUAGCGAAAUUAACGAAGACUUAAUAGUCCCGCAAAGCGUAAUUCAGAGUUACAUAGUCACUCCGCCCAAAUUGAGAAUGGUCACUCUGAGCGCUUACAUCGCCGGGCAAUGCCAGUCUCCCGGGCAACAUAAAAUACUGAUUUUCAUGGCUACGCAAGACAUGGUAGACUAUCACACCGAAAUAUUGUCCUCCGUCCUUACGAAACCGAUGGACGAAAAUGACGAAGACUCCGAUCCGUUAGUUGACGUAGAAUUUUUCAAGCUGCACGGUAACAUGAUGCAAAAGGAGAGGACAGAGGUUUUCAGAACUUUCAGACAAGCGAAGAGUGGAGUGCUUCUGUGCACGGAUGUCGCAGCGCGAGGAUUAGAUAUGCCGAAGGUAGAUUGUGUCAUUCAGUACACGGGUCCGAUCUCGGCUAGGGAUCACGUUCAUCGAAUCGGUAGAACUGCACGCGCCGGAUGUUCCGGCACAGCGACGAUCUUCCUGACGCCGCCGGAAAUCGAGUUCGUACGAAUGCUCGAGUCGAGGCGCAUCAGGAUUCAGCAGCAAGACAUGAAUAAUGUCCUGGAUAAGCUGUUGGGACCCUUGUCCAAGUACAGCUCCGUACAAGCAGCGGCUGUCGCUCUCCAAAAUGAUUUCGAGAAUCUGGUGGUGGAGGACCAGCACCUCAGGGAGCAGGCCUGUAAAGCGUACACCUCUUGGAUACGUUUCUACUCGAGUUAUCCGCGCGAUAUGCGCGAGGUAUUCGAUCGAAAGGAGCUUCAUCUGGGUCAUUACGCCAAAAGCUUCGCGUUGCGGGAACCACCACAGCGAAUCGCCGGGAUCAACAAGAAAAUGCGUGAGAAGGAAAGCUCAGGGCCCAGGCGCGAUAACCGGCUCUCCAAUAAGCCGUCCGACAGGGUGCCGCAAAAGGAACAGACGAGCCAAGGUGGUGGCGCGAAGAAACCGGGGUUGCUGAAGAGGGUCAGGAUGCUCAACACCUCCGAGUAUGACAGUGGCUUGGAACCCUUGAAGAAAUUAAAGAAGUAAUCCGAUUGAUUUCUGAUCGACCAGCUCGAUACAUUGCAAACAAACUGCGAUCUCACAUCAGCAGUUCCUUGUAAAUACUUUUAAUCCAAACAUGCAUCGAGUGUUUUGCAUUGUUUUAUUAAAUAUUUAUCAGAUAUUUUAAGCCGACUUGUACUCAUUUGUUAUUUUAUAUUUGCCCAUAUUUUGUUACUAUAAUAUUUUCUUAAUGCACCUUAAUACAAUUGCUCCAUUUUCUUUGCAUCGUUUAAAUACAGGAAUAUUUGUUUUGCUAUUUUGUAUAUUUUCGAAAGCAUUACCUUGUAAUAAGUUUCUUCAAUCGUGAGUCUCCAUAUAAAGGUAACACGCUCGAAACUUGAUUCCAUAAAAACUUUUAUGACGGUCAGACCUUUAUUUCACGUUAACCAUAAUUUUCAUUUCAGUAUGCAUUUGCGAUUACGAGAUAAUCGUUUAAUAUCGGUCUCGUAAUGUUCGCCAGUUUUCCCGCGAUUGCUACUAAUCAGUGGCAAAUACGCUGCGGCAAAAUGCAGUACGACGGCAAAUGUCGGGUUUAGGGAAAUUAAGUGCAACGAUAUCGCGGCUAAUCGCACAGCGCGGGGCCUCGCCGAGUGUGCUUUCGCGGUCACGAGAUUGCGCAACGUUUAAGCUCCCUUUUCGCUGCCGGCUCCGCUUAUCUCGUUCUCCUCACGAUAAUUAGCAAUCGCCUUCUGAUAGUACGUACUUACAAAACCACCACUUCGCCGGCGUCAUAACGAUAUCACGCUAAUUGCGCUUUCGUUUCCACUCGAGCACACCUACGUGGUCACGAAAUUGCAGCUCGCGCAAUUAUUAGAACCAAAUCUAGCUUACGAACGAAAAUAGUCAACCACGCGUGAUACAUCAUCAUUAAAAAUCGCUUAUUAUAAUACUCUGCAAAUAUAUAUAAAUUUAUAACUA